Malassezia vespertilionis is the source of this 882-nucleotide messenger RNA. RefSeq names its product proliferating cell nuclear antigen (gene POL30). Gene Ontology annotation, molecular function: DNA binding; DNA polymerase processivity factor activity. The transcript is spliced from 4 exons. Gene Ontology annotation, biological process: leading strand elongation; translesion synthesis; regulation of DNA replication. Gene Ontology annotation, cellular component: PCNA complex. The record is from RefSeq and is a predicted model, not a curated record. The coding region runs from base 1 to 882 and encodes 293 amino acids. NCBI's taxonomy places the organism in Eukaryota, Fungi, Basidiomycota, Malasseziomycetes, Malasseziales, Malasseziaceae.
AUGUUGGAAGCCAAGAUCGAACAGGCUAUUGUUUUUAAGCGUGUACUCGAUGCUAUCAAGGAUCUCGUAGAGCAUGCCAACUUUGACUGCAAUGAGGAGGGCCUUCGGCUCCAGGCUAUGGACAGCUCCCACGUCGCUCUUUCUGCAGUGGAGCUCCGUGCUGACGGCUUUGAAGAGUACCGUUGCGAUAGGCCCAUGAGCAUUGGCGUAGCCAUCACGAGUCUUACAAAGGUGAUGCGCAGUGCCCAAAACAAUGAUAUCCUGAAUAUGCGCAAGGCAGACAAUGCAGACAGCCUGCACCUUGUGUUUGAGGGUGCAAGCUCUGACCGCAUUGGCGAGUUUGACCUGAAGCUAAUGGAUAUUGACACGGAGCAUCUCGGUAUUCCUGACACGGAAUACGACGCAGUUGUAAAGCUUUCUUCCAACGAGUUUGCACGCAUUUGCCGCGAUCUCUCCAAUGUCGGCGAGAGCGUGAAGAUUACCAUCACAAAAGAGGGUGUCACUUUUUCCACCGAGGGUGAAAUCGGCGACGCUCGCAUGACGCUCAAGCAAGGCUCUGGCUCUGCUACGAGCUACGACGACGACGACGAAGAGGCCGGUCUUGAUGGAGAUGGCGAGGAAAAGCCUUUGAAGAAGCGAAAGACGGGCGCAUCCAGCAGCGUGUCUGGCGGCGUGGUGCCCGUUGAGAUUCAGCUCGAAAAGGCCGUUGCACUAACGUUUAGUGUGCAAUACCUCGUUAACUUUACCAAGGCCGCCCCCCUUUCCUCCGCAGUGACCCUUCACAUGGCGGAUAAGGUGCCGCUGAUGGUCGAGUUUGCGUUCGAGAAUGGCCAUGUGCGCUACUAUUUGGCGCCAAAGCUCGCCGAGACAGACGAGGAUUAG